Malaya genurostris is the source of this 2004-nucleotide messenger RNA. RefSeq names its product vacuolar protein sorting-associated protein 45 (gene Vps45). Gene Ontology annotation, biological process: vesicle-mediated transport; intracellular protein transport. The transcript is spliced from 4 exons. Gene Ontology annotation, cellular component: Golgi membrane. The record is from RefSeq and is a predicted model, not a curated record. Bases 124 to 1848 code for a protein of 574 amino acids. NCBI's taxonomy places the organism in Eukaryota, Metazoa, Arthropoda, Insecta, Diptera, Culicidae.
UCAAAACAAAUACAGCACUUUUGCGAUAACACAGCGAAAAUUUUCGAUUUUCGUUUAUUCCAGCAAAAACAACAUUUUUGAGAUUUGAUUUUUAUCAGCAAGCAAAGCUAAAGUGUUUCCGCGAUGAAUGUAACUCGUGCGGUCCAAUUAUACUUGGAGCAAAUGAUUUCCGACGCAGGUCCUGGAAUGAAAAUGCUUAUGAUGGAUCGAGAAACCACCAGCAUUGUGUCGAUGGCAUUUGCCCAGUCGGAAAUGCUUCAGAAGGAGGUAUACUUGUUCGAACGGAUUGAUUCCGGUAGAUCAAACGAACGGCUCAAGUAUUUGAAAUGCAUCGUUUUCAUUCGGCCAACCCGGGACAAUAUUCUGCGAUUGCAAAGCGAACUGAAAGGCCCAAAAUACGGAUCCUAUUACAUCAAUUUCAGUAACAUCAUUCCCCGAACAGACAUUAAGUCUCUGGCAGAGAGCGAUGAGAGUGAAUCGGUCCGUGAAGUCAAGGAAGUGUAUGCUGACUACCUACCGGUGAAUCCGAACCUUUUUUCCCUCAACAUUCCAACCUGUCUACAGGCACUAUCAUGGAAUCCGGACGCCCUGGUACGAUGCGCUCAAGGACUGAUCAGUGUUUUGCUGUCGUUCAAGUUUCGCCCAGCUAUUCGCUUCAAAUCUAGUUCCAGCGUGGCGCAGACUCUUGCCAAAAAAGUUCACGAAACCAUCAAUAAGGAAACUGCUCUGUUUAGCUUCCGGCCACCGGAGGACGGUGCUGCACCGCCGCUGCUUUUGAUUUUAGAUCGACGCGAUGAUCCCAUUACUCCGUUGCUCAAUCAGUGGACUUAUCAGGCCAUGGUCCAUGAGCUGCUGACUAUCAACAAACAGCGAGUUGAUCUUUCCGGGGUUCAAGGAGUUCCUAAAGAUUUGAAGGAGAUAGUGCUUUCCUCGGAGCAGGACGAGUUCUUCGCCAAUAAUUUGUACUCCAAUUUUGGUGAAAUUGCAACUACUAUCAAAGGGUUGAUGGACGAAUUCCAGAAGAAAGCCAACGAUCAGAAGAAAAUCGAGAGUAUCAACGAUAUGAAAAAUUUCGUCGAAACCUACCCACAGUUUAAAAAGAUGUCUGGAACGGUAAACAAACAUCUGGUGCUUAUCAGUGAACUAUCAUUACAGGUCAGCAAACAACAGUUGUUUGAAAUUUCCGAGCUGGAACAAGAGAUUGCCUGUCGCGCAGAUCAUGCAACGCAGUUACAGCGAGUGAAGAAAUGUGUUUCCGACGAGAAAACAAGUCUGCAUAAUGCCCUCCGCUUGAUCAUGCUGUACUCGAUGCGAUAUGAGCGGCAUGCAAAUUGUGACACAUCGGGACUGCUGAAAAUCCUACAGGAUCGCGGAGGACGUGCGUAUGUCGUUCCGAAAAUGUUGGAAUACAUCAGUCCCAGUGCUCGCCAGGAACUGUUUAACUUGGUUAAAAUAACGGAUGCCGUAAAACUGACGCGCAACCUGAUCAAGGGGCUUAAGGGAGUCGAAAAUGUGUACACACAGCACAACUGUGUGCUCAAGGAAACUUUAGAAGAAGUGAUCAAGGGCCGUCCUCUGGAUUCGGCCUAUCCCAUAAUGGGCAAUGAGGUGCCCUACCGCAGACCUCCCCAGGAGGUGAUAGUGUUUGUGAUCGGAGGAACGACUUACGAAGAAGCCUUAGCCGUCCAUCGGUACAAUCAGGAAGGGUACAAAGUUGUUUUGGGUGGUACUACAGUGCAUAAUUCGGGUAGCUUUAUCGACGAAAUUUUGGCCGCCACGGCUGGCGUUCCUUUCAAACACUCGAGAUCCUUACAUCAAUUCCAUCAUGCUCCGCCAGGGGAUGCAUAAGAAGAAUGCUCCUAAAUGACAACAGCUUGCUUCGUAAGAAGGACGUUUGCGGAAUCGGAAAUAUGACAAAAUAUUCCAGCAUUAGCUAUUACUGUAUUACUUAUUUAUUAUGUUAUCGCGAAACGUAUUACAACUAUAAUAAAAUGCUGUAUCCAA